Molecule: messenger RNA, 541 nt
Organism: Danio rerio (zebrafish)
Lineage: Eukaryota; Metazoa; Chordata; Actinopteri; Cypriniformes; Danionidae
Gene: defbl3
Product: defensin, beta-like 3
Source: RefSeq, marked provisional
AUGAGCUACAAUACGGGAACUAACAUGAGGACUCUGGGACUGAUUAUUUUUGCUCUGCUGCUGCUGACAGCCAGCCAAGCCAAUGAUACAGACGUGCAGAGAUGGACAUGCGGAUACCGAGGGCUAUGCAGGAAGCACUGCUAUGCACGGGAGUAUAUGAUUGGUUAUCGAGGCUGCCCUCGCAGAUACAGGUGCUGUGCUUUGCGAUUUUAACAUUUGCGAAGAAGCUCCUGCUUGCCAAGACUGCGUGCAGAACCUGCUGUGUUGAUUUACAAAUGUUAGCAUAAUAGCGCGGUCGCAUUUGUGAAAUUCAAGGUCUGCCGUCAACAACAAGCAGUUUCUGUUGGUCAGUGCUACAAAUUCCAGUGACCACCUUGAACAUGAGCAGAUUCUGCAAUGGGAACUUUUCCUACAAAAUCGAAACUGUCGAUCAUUCAUAUUUGAAAUUUGCUGAAUUCCUAUCUGAUUUCCCCUUCGAAAUUGAGCAGAGCUACUAUAAAUGUGACCGCACAUGAAGAAUGAUUUAUGCUGCAAAAUGUAA